Molecule: messenger RNA, 4011 nt
Organism: Ruditapes philippinarum (Manila clam)
Lineage: Eukaryota; Metazoa; Mollusca; Bivalvia; Venerida; Veneridae
Product: GDH/6PGL endoplasmic bifunctional protein-like
Exons: 5
Coding region: 122-2524 (800 amino acids)
Biological process (GO): glucose metabolic process; pentose-phosphate shunt; pentose-phosphate shunt, oxidative branch
Cellular component (GO): endoplasmic reticulum
Molecular function (GO): 6-phosphogluconolactonase activity; NADP binding; glucose-6-phosphate dehydrogenase activity
Source: RefSeq, a predicted model, not a curated record
UAUUAAAAUUCGAGGGCCUAAUUUCGAAUUUAUAUACAUGUACGGUGCUAAAAAGGCGAAUAUGAAACCGAAAGUAAAUUAGAUAUGAAGACAUGGGGAUUGUAUAAAAGUUUCUGCCUCAAUGGUUAGAUUUACAAGGAAAAUCAAGAAGAAAUUUGGGCUAAAGAUGGCUCCACUUGUCAUAAUUUUACUGUUUUUCCUAAAUACACUAUACACGUCUAAAACACAGACAGUUCAUCGCACCAACUUUGUCAUAGUAGGGGGCACUGGUGAUUUGGCUAGGAAAUAUCUAUGGGGCAGUGCUUUGACACUGUUUGUUGAGAACUACAAUGAAAAUCAAACAUUUUCGUUCUUUGCUGGAGCCAGGGUUUCUCAAACAGAUGGUGAAAAAGCCCUGAUCGAAAUAUUAAAUGGCAACAAAUGUGAAAGAAAUGAUGAAAAAUGUGAAAAACUGAGGCCUAAAUUUAUUGAAAAUGUGAAAUAUGUGAUGCUGAAAUAUGAUGAAAAUUACACCGAACUGUGUGAAAAAUUUCGGACAGACGAUAGAACAAAAAUAUCAACACAUCAAAUAUUUUACUUGUCUAUACCGUCGGCUGCCUAUCAGAGUGCCUCUCAUAGUAUACAUACCCAUUGCCGUCAUGAAAAAAUCAGCUCGACAAAAGUUGUGCUAGAGAAACCAUUUGGACUGAACAAAGAAACUGCAGCCAAACAAGCUGAUGUUAUAAGUGAACAUUUUCGAGAUGAUGAAGUACUUAGAGUAGAUCAUUAUCUCGCAAAGUCUGUCUCUAAACAGAUCUUAAACUUCAGAGCUAAAAAUAGAGAAGAACUUGAUAAACUGCUAAAUGGACAGUUUGUAGACAGAGUUGAGAUUGUCAUGAAGGAGAGGAUUGGAAAUAAAGGACGACUAGAUUUCUAUGACCAGACAGGUGUAGUCAGAGAUGUCAUGCAGAAUCAUCUUACAGAGUUAGUUGCCCUUGUUGCUAUGGAGCUGCCUUUCAACGUUUCUGAUUAUAGGAUGAUUGAAGAAUACAAACUGACUUUGUUACAACAAAUAAAACCAGUAGGCAGGGAUGCUUUAUUGCUUGGACAGUAUUCAAGAUAUAUGGAAGAGGCAAGAAAUGAAAUAAAGAAUAUUGACCAAUCACAUCUCACUCCAACAUUUGCUGCUGCACUACUGCAAAUUAAUAAUCCAAGAUGGCGUAGGGUACCUUUUAUUCUGAUGUCUGGUAAGCAUAUGGAUGAGCGUUCAAGUCACAUUAGGAUAUUGUUUAGGGAAAAAGAGUUUUGUGUCAGUGGUUGUGCAGAUGGAAAUUCAAGUUUUACCAAAUACCCAAGGCAGUUGGUUUUCCAGAUUGGACACGGUCCAGUUCCAUCUGCAGGAAUACUUGUUUCAAAGUCUCUUUUUAAUCCAUCAUGGCCAGACACUAUGAAAGAACUCCCCAUGACCUCCAAAGACAGCGCUAUUCAUGGACAAAGUCCUGGAGAUUUUCACUAUGCUGUUCCGGUAAAAGACACGCCAGCUUAUACAAUGGUCAUUCAUGAUCUUUACCAUAACAUCAAAGAAACAUUUGUUACUAAGACUAGAAUGUUACUGCUGUGGGAUAUUUGGGAUGCAGUUAUACAAGAAACUAGUCAUAUACCUCCAAGGCUGUACAAGGAAUAUAGUCCUGAAAAUCUGAACUUUACUGUAGACGGCUUUAAGUUAAGAUAUAUGGAUCAAAGUCAUUCCAUGUAUGCAAGAAAUAUUGAUAAACCUGCUAUCAAAAGUAUGGCAGUAAUUCCCCCAUUAUUUAGAAAUAAAACUUUAUUUUGUAAACCCCUAAAAGCUUUGAUAAAUGCCCUAGCUUCAUACAUCUUUAGAAAUGCAGAAAGUUCUAUUAGAGAAAGAAAAAUAUUUCAUAUCGCUUUUUCUGGUGGUAACACACCUAUUAUUUUGUUUAAGGAAAUACUUAGCAGUUUUCCAAUGUUUCCAUGGGAGGAAACUCAUGUUUGGCAAGUAGAUGAACGCUGUGUUUCACAGAAGCAUAAACAGUCUAAUUUUUUCUCUCUACAUGAAAAUUUGAUUAAAUUUACUAAUAUACCGUAUUUCAAUAUUCAUCCAAUGCCUGUGAGCUUUGCAGGAAAAAUCUGUGCAGUUGAAAACAAGGGAAGUAAUUUAUAUGAAGAUAUGAUAAGUCAUUCAAUUCAAGCUCAAAAAUUUGAUCUCAUAUUGUUGGGCCUAGGCACAGAUGGGCAUACUGCUUCUUUAUUUCCAGGAUAUAUUCCAGCUAAAAAAGUUGAAAGACUUGUAGCACUAACAAAAUCAAAAAUUGAAGGAAGUUUUGAUAGAAUGAGUUUAUUACCUCCCCUUAUUAAUAAAGCAAGGGAGGUUACUGUUUUAGUUACAGGGAAGGAAAAGCAUAGUAUUCUACAGACAAUUUCAGACAUAAAUUUAACAAAUAAACAGUAUCCUAUAACUUACGUUUCACCAGUUGCAGGGAAUAUAUCUUGGUUUAUAGACAUGGAUGCAUGGUUAGGGCAUUGAGAAUUGUUGAAUAAAUGCAUGGAUAGAGCACUGUCACUAAUUCUGCCCCCCUUCAAAGCAGUGGAGGUAUAUUGCUUUGCAUUUGUCUGUCGGUCGGUCCGCCAGUCCAUAGACCAAAUGGUUUCCGAUCAAUAACUAAAGAUCGGUUAGGCCUAGGAACUUUGAACUUGGUAUCGGGAUUGGUCAUGACCAAUAAAUGACUGCUAUUGAUUUUAGAGUCAAGGUCAUAUUGACCGUGAAGGUAAAAACGGUUUCUGAUCAAUAACUAAAGAAGGCUUAGGCCUAGGAACUUCAAACUUGGUAUCAGGAUUGGUCAUGACCUAUAAAUGACCCCUAUUGAUUUUAGGGUCAAAGGUCAAGGUCAUAUUGAUCAUGAAGGUAAAACGGUUUCUGAUCAAUAACCAAAAUACGCUUAGGCCUUUGAACUUCAAACUUGGUAUGGUGAUUGGUCUUCGCUAGUAGAUGACCCCUAUUGAUUUGGGGUCAAAGGUCAAGGUCACAUUGACCUUGUAGAUAAAAACGGUUUUUGAUCAAUAAAUAAAGAAUGCUUAGGCCUAGGAACUUCAAAGUUGGUCAGAGGUUUGAUUUUGGAGUUAAGGGGUUAAAGGUCAGGGUAACAUUGGCUUUGUAGGUAACUACAAUUCCGAUCAAUAACUUGACAACCCAUGGGCCCUUGGCCCUCAAACUGCAUAAGUGCUUUGGUCAUAGCUAGUUGACUACCCCUAUUGAUUUUAGGGUCAAAGUCUCAUUGACCUUGUACUUUAAAAUGGUUUGUUACCAAUAACUCCACAACUCAAGUUGCCUUGGUUUAUAUUUCUUAUUAAACUAAAAACAUAUUAUUUGGUUAGAUUUGUGAUAACAUUGUCAUAAAAUUGCUGCAAACAACCUUUUUGGUCACAAUGACCUAGUGACUAGUCAUGACCAGUAGAUAACCCAUAUUGAUUUUUUGGUCACUUGGUCAAAAAUCUGUCACAAUAACCUGGCCACAUGACUAAUUGGUUGCAGGUAGGGGGCAUAUAUGUUUUACAAACAUAUCUUGUUGUUGAAUGGAUGUAGGGCUAGGGUGCUGAUAAUUGUUGAAUUCAUUUUUACAGAUUUUUAUGCCCCCACAAUGUGGGAGCAUAUAGCGUUGCACUUGUCCGUCUGUCCGUCCGUCAGUCCGCACUACCGAAUAGGGAUAGGGGGCCAUCUAACUGUAAACAGAACAAAGGAGAACAAUAGAAUUCAUUCCGUAACAAUAGAGUAAGGGGCCAUUGGCCCUCUAUUAAACAAUAGAAAAUAACAAAAGAAAUGGCCCCUUAUUCCAUUUCGGCCGGACGUCCGUCCGUCCGUCCCGAAAUCUUGUGAACGCAACUCCUCUUAAACCGGAUGGCAGAUUUUGCUUAAACUUACAGGGAUUAACAACCUUAAUGUGUAGAUGGUAGUAAAGGAAGGAAUUUUUGCUGUGACUAAAUUUAAUAGAAUUAUGGCCCUUUGUUGAUUUUUUC